AUGGCAAAACGUUCUAAAAUGAGUGCUCUUGAUCAUUUAAAACAAUUUUCCACCGUGGUGGCUGAUACCGGAGAUUUUGAAGCUAUGAAGGUAUAUAAACCUACUGAUGCUACAACAAAUCCUAGUUUGAUUCUAUCAGCUGCUGGAAUGGAACAGUAUCAGCAUUUGUUGGACAAAGCUAUAAAGUAUGGAAAAGAUUGUGGAGGGAGUAUUGAAGAGCAGCUUACUGAAAUUUUGGACAUGCUUAGCAUAUUGUUUGGUUGUGAGAUUCUUAAAAUUAUUCCUGGGAGAGUUUCUGUGGAGGUGGAUGCCAGAUUAUCAUUUGACAAGGAUGCCAGUAUGGCAAAAGCUAUUAAACUGAUCAGUAUGUUUGCUGAACAAGGUAUUAAGAAAGAGAGGAUUUUGAUCAAAUUAGCUUCAACAUGGGAAGGCAUUCAGGCGGCAAAAGAACUAGAGAAGAAGCAUGGUAUUCAUUGUAAUCUAACCCUACUUUUCUCAAUGUAUCAAGCUAUUGCCUGUGCUGAAGCAAAUGUCACUCUUAUAUCACCAUUUGUUGGGCGCAUUCUGGAUUGGUAUGUGGAGCACACGAAGAAAACUUACGAGGGCAAGGAAGACCCGGGCGUUGUGUCCGUGACCCGAGUUUACAACUACUACAAGAAGUUCGGCUACAACACUCAGGUGAUGGGCGCAUCGUUCCGCAACACCGGCGAGAUAAGGGAGCUGGCCGGGUGCGACCUGCUGACCAUCAGCCCCAAGCUGCUGCAGGAGUUGGCCGACAGCGAGCAACCACUGGACAGAGUUCUAGACCCAAAGGCUGCGGCCAAAAGCGAUAUAGAGAAGAUAUCGCUGACGGAAGCUCUGUUCCGUUGGCACUUGAACGAAGACCAAAUGGCCACUGACAAACUGUCUGAAGGCAUUCGCAAGUUCGCGGCGGACACCAGAAAGUUAGAGUCCCUCGUCAAGACGCUGCUGGCUAAGAAG
Iphiclides podalirius (scarce swallowtail) is the source of this 981-nucleotide messenger RNA. The record is from the annotation of a GenBank genome assembly. Lineage: Eukaryota; Metazoa; Arthropoda; Insecta; Lepidoptera; Papilionidae.